UUUCAUUUUGUCAGUUUCGUGGUAUACUUUAUCAUGGUCAACAAAGAGUUGGUGAGGAAAUUGCUACAACACCUCGAUAAGAACGGAGAUGGGAAAAUUGAUGUGAACGAACUGAAGAUGUUCCUUGAUCGAGAGAAGUGGCCGUUUGUAGUUGGAUUUGUGAAGAUACUCCCUGAGUUCAUGCGCGUCAACGAAUCCAUCAUGGCAACUGAACGUGCUGCACCAGGCCGCCUCAUGUUUCAGUUGCUACCAUAUUCGAGAUAUCGCGAUAC
This is a messenger RNA of Opisthorchis viverrini, 272 nucleotides long. RefSeq lists its product as hypothetical. The record is from RefSeq and is a predicted model, not a curated record. Lineage: Eukaryota; Metazoa; Platyhelminthes; Trematoda; Opisthorchiida; Opisthorchiidae. The transcript has 4 exons. The annotation marks the transcript as partial. Gene Ontology annotation, molecular function: calcium ion binding.